Phodopus roborovskii (desert hamster) is the source of this 2281-nucleotide messenger RNA. RefSeq names its product inhibitory synaptic factor 2A (gene Insyn2a). Gene Ontology annotation, cellular component: postsynaptic density. The record is from RefSeq and is a predicted model, not a curated record. NCBI's taxonomy places the organism in Eukaryota, Metazoa, Chordata, Mammalia, Rodentia, Cricetidae. Bases 583 to 1995 code for a protein of 470 amino acids. Gene Ontology annotation, biological process: inhibitory postsynaptic potential. The transcript is spliced from 4 exons.
CCGCCCGCCUCGGUGGCAGGCGAGCGCACAGGCGGCUGGCGCGCAGCUCCGGGCGCCCUCUCUUCAGUCCUCUGGCCGCCCGGCUCCACAGAGUGGCCGGGACCGGAGCGGCGGCCAGGACUCCCUUCCCGCUCCCUCCCCCUCUCCGCCCCCUCCUCCCGGCCCGACUCCCGGAUCUUGCCGGAGACAAUUGCAGUAAAUGAGGACAUCUGAGGAGCACGGAGCCGGGUGGCUGUGGCUGGCUCCGCCGCGCCGCGAUCGGGCGAGCGCGCGGGCGUCCCCGGAGCCGGCCGAGCCACUGCCUCCCCGCGCGCGUCGCUGAGCAGGAGCCUGAGGGACUCGAGCUGCGGAGCGGGGGCUGGCCGGGCCGGGCCCGUGGCAGUGGAGGGGGCGGGCGGCGGGCACGCAGCUGGCCAAGUCCCCGGAGCCGAGCCUCCUACGGCGCGAGCCCGACGAUCCUUGCCGUGGAUGCUCUGCCCCGAGUGCUCCGUGCCGCGCCAGGCUUGCCAGGGUCCGCGGCAAGACAUGCCAGAGCCAGGCGCUGCACCGACCUCCACUUAUCAGUAAGCAGCCAAAGGCACCAUGGUCAGCAAGGACUCCGGCAGAUGCAUACUCACGACACCGGAGCGGGAAGUGGAGCCAGCCGCCUGCCUGGCCCUGGAGAUGAGAUACGCCCUGGACCCCAACCGGCAGAUCAAAAAGAGGAACAAAGCCCUGCAGGUGCGCUUCAAGGAUAUCUGUGAGGCCCAGAAUGAGCAGAGGGACACACAGCUGUCUUCAGGACCUCUGGGGGAGAAGCGAGAAGCCAAGGCGGUGUCCUGUAGGGCGGCAUACCGUAAGUAUAUGACAGUGCCUGCGCGACGAUCCAUUCCCAAUGUCACCAAGAGCACUGGUGUGCAGACCUCACCAGACCUUCGCAAGUGUUACCAGACAUUCCCAAUGGACCGCAAGAAAGGCAGUCUCAAAGGCCUGCCGACUGCAGAUGCCUUCAAAAGCCAGAACAAUGGGAUUCUAGCAGAUUCAAAAGAGAAGAGUGAGGCAGGACCCAUGGAGGACUCCCGGCCUUGCAGUGCAGGAAGGAUUCACAAGACCACAGCACUGGUUUUCCAUUCCAACGAGCACGUGAAUGCACUGGACCAGCCUUCUGGGGUCAACUGUGCAGAGCUCUGCAAGACUCCAGAAAUGCUUGGCUACCCUGAGGCUCUAUUGCAGAACUCUCGGCCUCCCUCUGAGGAGCCCACCCACCAGCUGCAGGGGAGAGCUAAGACAGACAGGAGCAGGCUGGACUCAGAGGAGCCCACUCCCCUUGCCCAUGGAAGGGUGUUUAAAACAGAGGUUGCCACUGUGUACCCUCCUGCCACCAGUGCCAGGGCCCCUGAGCCUGGCUUGUCAAACUCUGCUGCUGCCAGCCAGUGGUCUCUCUGCCCUGCAGAUGAGGAGCAGAGGAGGGCUGCCCACCUCAAUGGGCUACAGGCAUCCACGGGCUCUGCUCUGGCCUGCUCACCCCCAGUGCAAUGCCUGUCCCCAGAAUGUAGCGAACAGCCCCUGCAGAACCAGCCUAGCCCCACAGCUGGGGAGGGGGAUGAAGAACGCCAACAAAUUGUGCCUCACACAGAAGUGGUAGACCUCAAGGCCCAGCUGCAGGUGAUGGAGAACUUAAUCAGCUCAAGCCAGGAGACCAUCAAAGUGCUGCUGGGAGUCAUCCAGGAGCUGGAGAAAGGAGAGGCCCACCGGGAAGGGCUUUCAUAUCGGACGGGGCAAGACACAGCUAAUUGUGACACGUGCAGGAACAGUGCAUGUAUUAUCUAUAGUGUGGAGCUGGAUUUUAAGCAACAGGAAGACAAACUCCAGCCUGUGCUGAGGAAACUGCACCCUGUCGAGGAAACUCAGGUCAUCCCUUCGCCUUACACUCAGGAGACUUACUCCUCCACGCCCAAGCAAAAAUCCAAAACUGAGUCCAAAAAGCACGGAAGGUGGAAACUCUGGUUUCUUUAAGACUUGUGGGCUUGGGAGUACCCAGGCCGUCUUUCAAACCCACUGGAAUUUAAGUCAGUCCUUUUCCAAAAUGGAUAGGAUCAAGGGAACUGCGGUGCCAAUGUGUGCUCCCUGCUUCUCGCCCUGCGUACCAAAAAGGCCUUCACACCAACAGAUAAUUAGCGGCAAGGGGGUGACUGUCACCCCUUGCCAGCUGUCCUUUACAGUUCACUGGUGUGGGGUGUAAUGUCUGAAAUAAAACUUACUUAAUCAAAGAUAAGGAAAAACUCUAAGCUCCGACAGUUCU